Messenger RNA from Prunus armeniaca (apricot), 183 nucleotides. The record is from the annotation of a GenBank genome assembly. NCBI's taxonomy places the organism in Eukaryota, Viridiplantae, Streptophyta, Magnoliopsida, Rosales, Rosaceae.
AUGCCGGCUAUAUUGAGGCCUCCAAGGAAUACGAUAUGCUUGACAUGCUACGAGGGAGCCCGUAGCGUUAUCUCCUUCAUAAACAAGCUUGAAAGUGCUCAAGGGUCAGCUGAGAAGAAAGCAAAUUUGUGUAAGGCAAGCCUCUGGAAGCACUUUUACAUUAAGCCAUCAUACAAAACUUAA